Messenger RNA from Carica papaya (papaya), 1080 nucleotides. Its product is annotated as DNA-directed RNA polymerases IV and V subunit 4-like. Gene Ontology annotation, cellular component: cytoplasm; RNA polymerase complex. Gene Ontology annotation, molecular function: nucleotide binding; rRNA (uridine-N3-)-methyltransferase activity. Gene Ontology annotation, biological process: DNA-templated transcription initiation; rRNA base methylation. NCBI's taxonomy places the organism in Eukaryota, Viridiplantae, Streptophyta, Magnoliopsida, Brassicales, Caricaceae. The record is from RefSeq and is a predicted model, not a curated record.
AUAAAAGAAGCUCCAUCAGCAAACCCCUCGAAGGGAUACUAAGUGGGUUAGCUAAUCUCCGAAAUUCCAGUUGAAUCCUCAUCUCUCGAAGAUGCUCGAAGAAAGGAAGACCAACGAUAGUCAAUGGGGAAAGAUGAUUAUGAAGUAGGAGAAGAAGAAGUAGAAUCUAAAGAGGAAGAACUAGAUGAAGAUGGUGAUGAUGAUGAUGAUGACGACGACGACUGGGAUGACGAAAAACCAGGAGCAGAAAAAUGGAGAAAACAUUACUCAUCAAAGCAUCGAAUCUUGUUGGUUGGAGAAGGAGACUUCUCUUUCUCCCUCUGCUUAGCCAGAGCCUUUGGCUUUGCAGGAAACAUGGUCGCCACUUGCCUUGAUACCCAAGAGAACUUAAGUAAAAAAUAUGGAAAUGGAUGGGGGAAUGUGAGGGAACUUGAAGAGAGAGGCUGCUUGGUGUUGUACGGAGUGGAUGUAAAAGAUAUGAGCCAACAUUUCUUUCUCAGAACCCAGAGAUUCGAUCGCAUCAUCUACAACUUUCCUCAUGUUGGUUUCUUGUAUCGUGAGGAUAGCUUCUGCCAAAUCCAGUUGAACAAGAGAUUGAUAAAGGGUUUUAUGGAGAAUGCUAGAGUUCUGUUGAAACAGGAGAAAGGUGAGAUCCAUGUGAGCCAUAAGGAAGGAUAUCCUUACAACAGAUGGGGAUUAGUGAAGAACGCAGAGAAGAAAGGUCUGGUUUUGCAUGAGAUUGUUCCCUUCAGCAAAGAUGAUUACCCGGGUUACCACAACAAACGAGCAAAUGGUACUCGUCCUGAUUUACCAUUUUCUCUCGGCGAUUGCAGUACUUAUAAGUUCAAGCUCAACCAUGCUCCCAAAUUUACUUGACUGCAUUGCAGGAGCUCACAGAUAUCUAUAUAUGUAUGGAGUUUCAGUUCUUGGUAGAUGGGGAAAUGUAAAUAAAACUAAUAAGGGCUUAUUGGUUGAUUCUAUGUUGAGAGACAUUUUGUGUAUGAAAUUGAGUAGUCCAUUGAUCUCACCAUAGAAAUGCCUUGUUCAAUAUUUUACUAAUCUAUGAUCAUCAAAAUCAAA